This is a messenger RNA of Notechis scutatus (mainland tiger snake), 1517 nucleotides long. It is a transcript of the gene EPHX1, whose product is annotated as epoxide hydrolase 1. Gene Ontology annotation, biological process: epoxide metabolic process. NCBI's taxonomy places the organism in Eukaryota, Metazoa, Chordata, Lepidosauria, Squamata, Elapidae. Gene Ontology annotation, molecular function: epoxide hydrolase activity. The record is from RefSeq and is a predicted model, not a curated record.
GAUGAAAAUGUUUUUUAAUCCACUGUUUCUGAUUAUGACUUUGUAGUCAUGAUGUUGCUUGAACUGAUAAUGGCUGCUGUUUUGGGGACCAUUAUCUACUUGUUCCUAACUAAGACAAAGGAGAAAGUUCUACCUAUAGGAGAUGGAUGGUGGGCUGCAGGAGAGAAGCCUGACUCUGAAGAAGAUACAGUGAUACGUCCUUUUAAAGUGGUCACCUCAGAGGAGGAGAUCCAGGAUCUACAUCAAAGACUUGACAAAGCUAGAUUUGCAGACCCAUUGGAGGACAGUUAUUUUCAUUAUGGGUUUAAUGCAACUUACCUUAAAAAAAUUGUCUCUUAUUGGAGAAAUGAAUUCAACUGGAAGAAACAAGUGGAAAUUCUCAAUCAAUUCCCACAAUUCAAAACAAAGAUUGAAGGAAUUGAUGUCCAUUUUCUUCAUAUAAAACCCCUGCACUUGUCUGAAGGGCAGUCUGCUAAACCUUUAUUGAUGAUCCAUGGGUGGCCUGGCUCAGUGUAUGAACUGUACAAAAUUAUCCCUCUUUUGACUGACCCUGCAAACCAUGGCCUGAAUGGUGACCAUGUUUUUGAGAUGAUUUGUCCUUCCAUCCCCGGCUUUGGCUUCUCAGAGGCUCCUCACAAAAAAGGCUUUAAUCCUAUGUGUGCUGCCCGUGUCUUCUAUAAGUUAAUGCUCAAAUUGGGCUUUCAAAAAUUCUACGUUCAGGGAGGGGACUAUGGGUCUGUGAUAUGCACAAACCUGGCUCAGAUUGCUCCGUGCCAUGUGAAAGGCAUUCACAUAAAUUUAGUAUACGUGAGCACUCUCGGCUUCAAGCGGCUACUCUCCAUUCUGUUGGGACAAUAUUUCCCAGGACUAUUUGGCUUCCAGGCAGAAGAUAUUCAACGGCUCUUUCCUUUCAAAAGAAAGGUGCUCCACAGAAUUUUUCUGGAGACUGGCUAUCUCCACCUUCAAGCUACAAAGCCAGACACUGUAGCCUGUGGCUUGAAUGACUCUCCUGUGGGAUUGGCUGCAUACGUCUUGGAGAAGUUUUCUACAUGGACUGAUUCCAGUUUUAAAAAACUAGAAGAUGGAGGACUAGAAAAAAAGUUCACUCUGGAUGACCUGCUCACAAAUGUAAUGAUCUAUUGGGCUUCAGGUUGUGUGGUUUCUUCAAUGCGCUUCUACAAAGAAUGUUUCGGGAAGGGUAUUGGCAUAGAAAAACAUGAGACGCUCCCUGUGGAAGUUCCCACAGGAAUUGCCGCAUUUCCCAAUGAAGUCUUGCAUUUUCCUCGGUCAUGGGCUCAAAAGAAGUAUGUUAACAUCGUUUCAUUCAACUUCAUGCCUCGAGGAGGUCAUUUUGCAGCUUUUGAGGAACCAGCGCUCCUUGCAGCAGACAUCCUACAGUUUGUAGAUAAAGUAGAAAAAGCCACCUUUGUCCAGUGAAGAAGAAGAAAGGUUGCGUGAUGGAAAUGGUUUUACCUUCAGUGCAGGAUUAUUGAGAUUAAAUAUGAGAAAAGGUUAUU